Messenger RNA from Lobosporangium transversale, 2682 nucleotides. RefSeq lists its product as hypothetical. NCBI's taxonomy places the organism in Eukaryota, Fungi, Mortierellomycota, Mortierellomycetes, Mortierellales, Mortierellaceae. The transcript is spliced from 14 exons. Bases 1 to 2682 code for a protein of 893 amino acids. The record is from RefSeq and is a predicted model, not a curated record.
AUGAAGAUGAGGGCAUGCAAAAUUCAAGAAGUAGCUUCAGUGCUUGAAAGGACACUCAAACAGUUGGUCGCAUUGCAAGACCCUCAGCUCAUGGAACGCUCGGGCGCUAUGCUUUCAGCAGAAGAACUUGACAAUACCAUCAACAAAACUCUUGAGUUUUCAAGAGAACUCUUCGAUAUGCUCUUCACUUCGUUACAUGGUCGACUCGAGCUUUUCAGCCAUGAAAUAGCUCUGUCUCCACAGUUAGAAUUAGUAUGCAAUGUCAUGCAGGCGGCCUACCACAGAUUGCCUUCGAAGGACACUACCCAUUCCGCCAAGAACAGGACAUUUGAUUACUUGGUCAUCGAGCCAUUAAUAACUCAUCUUUUUACACCAAUCUAUCAAGCUUUGGGAGGAAUUCACCAGCAACGCAUCUCGUUACAUGGUCUAGAUCGGCUCUCAUUCCGUCAGCUCCUUCUCUCAUAUGAGGAAGCUUUAGCUUCCAUUCUUACUAUUUUAUACACGCUUCUGGAAAGCGAAGACGACUUCACAUCACCCGUGUUCAAAGACCUUAUAUGUUUAGUUCUACGGAUUUAUGAACAUUACCUUCUGCCAUGGCAUUUGUUACCAGGAUGCACUAAUGAAAUCAUCCAAUUAAUAACCGGUCUGGAGUUGUUACUGCAGCAUCUGAAAAAACUCCAUACCGACCCUUGGAUCCAACGAACUGCAAUAGAAUUCGUUAACGGCCUUUAUAAAUAUGAUCUGCUUGUUCACGCACUGAGAUGCUCUAGAACCACAGCUACUGCGCUGGAUAGCGCCAUUUGUAGAGCCUUGGUUACUACGAUCACUGAAUAUGGGAAUAUCUUUAUUGGUACACACGACAGCGGCACUUCUUUUCGCCAAGGCGAUAGGUUCCCAUCACCAGAUGCCCUCAUGGCAAUUAAUAGAGUUGUUCCAGGAAUGCCAACGAUGGGCGGUAGCUAUAAUUUAUCUACGCUACAAAAGAUGCAGACCUUCCGGAGGACGGAAAGUAAGCUGGAGCCAAAAGGUGUCGAAACUAGGCCUUUCACCUUCCUAAGGAUCAUGAGCGGUAUUAGACAAUCAAUAUGCGGCCCAGAAGGGGGAUUCUGCAAAAGAGUGAUUGAAGACUGCCUACAGGAUAUUUUGCCUUGGAUUUGGAGACACAACUGGAAUCGUGGCAGGCACGGGCCGCACCCUUCAGAUGAGACAUUUCAGGAAUUGCAUUUUCCUGUUGAGCCUGUCAGACAGAUGAAACUCAUGGAAUCUAGCAUGGUACAGUACAUUUCACUUAUGAUCCUGGGUUAUCCAAGCGCUCUCUGCUCCAUGAAGGAUUUAUUCAAACUGGCAUGCCAUGUGGCUGAAUCUAAAGAUGUUGAGUGCGACGACCUUAAAACACGACAUAUCCUUUAUGUACUAUGCAGCAUCGUCAGGAUGACAGCUGUUAGCAUUGAGGGACACUACGAUGCCUUCGAACAGACUCCAAAGCUGGCUCUCGAGCCUAUUGCCAGCUGGAUAUGUACCCAGCUUUCCAGCGCAGAAAUUAUGCCUGAGGCUGGAUCAGUGAUGAGCUACUUCUGGCAGGUGUUCGAUUCGAUUGUGCCUUUACUAAACGCUCCUGAAGGCCAGGAUCCUCUACUUAAAUGGGAAAUAAUCAUGACAGAGCCCUCUGCAGGUAUUGAACGCCUCCUGCUUUACAUUGAAACCAUCCAGAACGAAAUGGUUGAAGAUGAAGACGUAUUUUACUGCGCAUUCGGUUCUACGCUAAAACUACUCAUAUUUUUUAGCGAGCACUGCAGAGAAAGCAUCUUUGAUGACGACCCACAAGCUCUACCAUCGCUCUGGGUUGUCAUCCAGGAAAUAAUAGAAGAAAGUCUAGAGCAAACCAACAAGAAUAUACAUUAUUUGCAGCAGCCACCAUCUACAACGCAAUACACCAAGGUCCAUAUCGCAAUUCUUGGAACUUUUUUGUUAGUCAAGACACAUUUGUGUCGCCCUCACACUUUUUGGAUUUCAGCUGAUGAUCUUGCAGUCAUAAUAUGGUUUGCAAUCGCCAUAAACAAAUUCCUCAACGAAAGUGAUGAGUCACAGGGAUAUGUUCUUGCAAAGCUAGUAACUAGCCUUAUAGAGUUAAUUAUUCGUCGAUUACACAAUAUACGAGGACAGGAUAUGGAAUGCGCUACACCAGCUGAGACAAGGGACGAACUGCUUAGCUACCUUGAUUUGCUUGUUGACACUCUAACUGAUAUUCUCAUUGGUUCUGCAGAUAGUAGGACUGUUUGGAGGCUGCUGGUUGGUGUCUAUGCCAAUAGCCAUGAGGAACUUUUCAUUAAUCGACUGGUGAAGCAUGCGGGGCCUGUACUUGCGCAACAGCUCUUACAGCGAUGGAUUUUAGAAGCGACACUGUUGCAACAACAGUGGAGAAGAGCGGUCAUAAGUAAAAAAGUUCUACCAGACCCUGCUAGUAUUGUCCCGCCUGAGGAGGUUAAUGAUACAUGCGAAUAUGAUAGUGUUUGUGGUCCUGACGAAAAUGAAACAGGUAGUCCGACAACAUUGAUGUACCUUUUAAUUGAAAAAAUGGCCUGUAACGCUGUCAACAUUCUUACUAUCAUAAAAUUGGCUAGUAGGCUUUAUGAAUGGCGGCCUGGUAAAUCUGAUAGCAGGCGUUUCCAAUUUACUUCAUGA